AUGCUCGCCACAGACUCGGCGUUGCUCAACAAGUCUUUGCUUGACCAGCUUGACGCACAAGCUGACGCAGAGCCUCUUACCUCUUCUGACGACUCAUCCGCUGAAUCUCCUCCUCUCAAAAUGGCCACCCCAUUCUACCCAAACCGUGCUUCCUUUACCGCUUUCCCCAACACCAACCGAGCACCAACACGCAACUUCUUCCCCCCAGACUCGUUUGGUCUCCAACACUAUCCCUACGCUCCACCACCAACAUCGGCGCCAACACAACCCGUCAUGCACUCUCAGACGCCGUAUGGACCUCAUGUCCCUUCCUCCAUCCCUAUAGCUUCUGCUCCGCCCAUGAUUCCACCCGCUCAAGAAGAUAUCUCUACGAUAUUCGUUGUUGGCUUCCCAGAAGAUAUGCAGGAACGAGAGUUCCAAAACAUGUUUACAUUCUCUCCUGGCUUCGAGGCUGCCACUCUCAAGAUCCCCAACAAGGAGUACACUGCGUAUGGACUGCCACCUAUGGGUCCACCCCAACCACUUCCCCAACAACGAGCUUUGGGAGCAGGAGGUCAAUACAACGGCUACACAGGCUCUAAUGACCCAUACAACCUUGUCACCGUCAACCAAGGUGGUGUUGUUGUUGACGCUGGUCGUGACGGCAUCACUUCCUGGCCAGCACCGCCAGACGAUCCAACAGGCAACCAUAACAUAGCACCGUCAGGACCGUACCCUCCUCGAAAGCAGAUCAUCGGUUUCGCCAAGUUUCGCACUCGAGAAGAAGCACUCGGAGCUCGUGAUGUCCUACAAGGACGGCGCAUCGACAUCGAGAAGGGAGCCGUUCUCAAAGCUGAGAUGGCCAAGAAGAAUCUCCAUACCAAACGUGGAGUUGGCCCAGUUGCCGCACCUGGCCUGCCUCCCUUGAAUGGGAACAAUGUAGGACCAUCAACAAUGCCAAUGAUGGGAGCCGAGAUGUAUGAUCCCCUUAGUCCUCGAGAGCGGGACUCAGUGGGACUUGCGACAAUGGGCAUCGCGAACAAUGUAAACGGCAAUACAAACGGCGUUCGUCUUCAAUGGCGACCAGAAGAUGAGCUCGACGAGAAUGGGAAUAUGAUGCCUACAAUGAUGAUGCGAGGGGCAAGAGAACGUGUCGCUGAUGACGAGGCAGAGCGCCUAAGAAGACGGGAAAGAGAUCGUCGUGCGGGUGCUUUUGAAUCACUCGCGGCUAAUCGCGAACGGGAAAGGGAGCAUGCCGAACAACAAGCAGCCGUCGCAGGUCCUUGGGGGAUUCCUGGCCGUAGGCCCUCUUCUCCAGAAUCCGCAACCGGGCAUGACUUUGUUGCUGCCUUUGGCAACGAAGCCCCUCGAGCCCUUUCGUCUCCCCCGCCCACUGCGAUGCUACAGCCUCCAGGAGAAUUUGUGCCGGGGAGAUACGUUCCAAAUGGUAUCCUCAAUGGGCACCAUUCGUCUUACCUACCGCAUCACGACGCUUUCCAACCUCAACAUCCAUUCCUUGCUCACCGUCAAGAGCGUUCUGACUCCAGCGCAAGCGAGGGGAGCGGUGGAAGUGAUGAAGGUCUGGCGAGAAUGUCGCUAAGGAACGGCAUAAAUGGCUACCAUGUGACAGCUAUCGGACCUCGCGUCAACGGUACGAGCUCUGCUGGUAGUGCGAGUGGGAGCAGCAAAGGUUCUCCUCAACUGGGCGAGAGUGUCGGAACAGGUCCAAACGGUCUCACAGCCCCAGCUCCGACAUCAGCCCCUCUUUCGUCUAUUCCGACUGCCGCUAGUAUCGCGAGUUUGACCCAACUCAACACAUCAACCUCGAUUCUCAACAAUGGUCCCACUAAUGUUGCUCGAGCGGUUGAUCAGAACCCUCCUAUCAACACAUUAUAUGUCGGCAAUCUUCCUAGUGGUGGCGCUGGCAUUGAAUACCUCGAAGCUGCGCUUCGUGAGCUAUUCACUAGUUGCCCUGGCUUCCGCCAGAUGUCUUUCAGACCCAAAGCCAAUGGCCCAAUGUGUUUUGUUGAGUUCGAAGACGUUGGUUUUGCGACCAAAACACUGAACGAGCUCUAUGGGAAUACUCUCAACGGGAUGAUCAAGGGUGGCGGGAUCCGCUUGUCAUAUAGCAAGAAUCCGUUUGGAGUGCGGACACCUACGAGUGCAAGUGCGACAACCAGUAUGGCAACACUACAAAUCCAGCAGAGCGUAGCUGCCGUCCAACAACAACAGGCAGGGAUGGUCCAACAACAACCGCACCACCACCAGCAACAUAGUAUGGCAGCAGCUGAAGCCGCUUUCCAUGGCCAUGCUAAUGGUCUUCGUCUGACCUCACCUCCUCCUAUACCAGUGUCAAUCCCUUCGCUCCAACAAGUACAACCGCAACCUCCACCUCAAGGCGAGCACUUGUCGCAAGCACACGCCUCCUUCAUUGCUGGUCCGCGUUUCUUCGCACCUCCUGAAAAUGGUGUUGCUGGUUCGUGGGGGAGAAGGUGGGAGACUCCCAGAUCUGUGGCGGGAGGGGUAUCGGCAACAGGCUUGGUAUCACCACCCCCGACAGCGACCUUUGCUCCAUUUACACCUCCAGAAUUGCCACCAGGGCAAGGCGAACAUCAGUGA
Molecule: messenger RNA, 2598 nt
Organism: Mycena indigotica
Lineage: Eukaryota; Fungi; Basidiomycota; Agaricomycetes; Agaricales; Mycenaceae
Product: RRM domain-containing protein
Exons: 3
Coding region: 1-2598 (865 amino acids)
Molecular function (GO): mRNA binding
Source: RefSeq, a predicted model, not a curated record